AUGCCCCCCACGCGCCGAAACCUCUUUCCAAGCCACCUCAGUCGUCGUCCAGCAUUCAAUCCCGCUCAGGACUCAACCAGCGACGCCGACAACACGUCCUCCAACAAUGACACCAAACACCACAACGCUCAAGAUACAGAUUCCGGACCAAUGACACCUGAAACCACAAACACAACCACAGCGCUUCUACUAAACAACGGCGACAUCAUCGCACGCGACAAGAACGGAAAGUUCCAACUAGACAUCCCCAUCCUGCCGCCCAUACCACUUGACGAGGAAGACGGAGAAGACGAUGCUGAAGAUGAAGAAUCAGGCGCUAUGGAAGGGAUAGAGGGUGAUGGGACGCGACCUAGUGGUGGUAGCUCAGAAGUUAUAGGGAAGGAUAAGGACAAACUAGAGGAUUUGGUUGAGAUGAUGUAUCGGAAUCGGAAUAGGCAUUUGAGUGGUGAACCAGAGCUACUGAAUCUACUGCAGCAGAGUUUACAUAACAAAGUUGCGACUUUGGAGGAAGAUAACUGGAUGUUUGAGCCGGAGGAUGAUCCUCUCGUGUGA
Messenger RNA from Talaromyces stipitatus ATCC 10500, 552 nucleotides. RefSeq lists its product as uncharacterized. Bases 1 to 552 code for a protein of 183 amino acids. Lineage: Eukaryota; Fungi; Ascomycota; Eurotiomycetes; Eurotiales; Trichocomaceae. The record is from RefSeq and is a predicted model, not a curated record. The transcript has 3 exons.